GCGCCUGGGUCAACGCCGGCCCGUGACCAUCUACCGGCUCGUCACGACCGGGACCAUCGAGGAGAAGAUCUACCAGCGGCAGAUCUUCAAGACGGCGAUCAGCAACCGAGUCCUGGUGGAUGCGAAGCAAAAGCGCUUGUUCU
Nannochloropsis gaditana CCMP526 is the source of this 143-nucleotide messenger RNA. RefSeq lists its product as uncharacterized. The annotation marks the transcript as partial. The transcript has a single exon. Gene Ontology annotation, cellular component: nucleus. Gene Ontology annotation, molecular function: ATP-dependent activity, acting on DNA. Gene Ontology annotation, biological process: transcription-coupled nucleotide-excision repair. The record is from RefSeq and is a predicted model, not a curated record.